Messenger RNA from Somion occarium, 1222 nucleotides. NCBI's taxonomy places the organism in Eukaryota, Fungi, Basidiomycota, Agaricomycetes, Polyporales, Cerrenaceae. The record is from the annotation of a GenBank genome assembly.
GGCGCAUCAAACCUUAUUGGCAAAGCUUGGACUACGGUGGAGAUGUCCAACUCGAACUUGAAGUCGCCUGAGCUACCUUGUCACACUCUGAGCUCCUAGACCAUCCUUUUCGCCUUUACAAAUAAUGGUAAUGAGCCUUUCAAUACCUACGGGAAUGGAAAGCUUCUUCGAUCCCUUUGCUAGGAUCGUUUGCAAUGAUGCGAGUAGGAAUAUGGGCCAAAGCAACUUUGCGUUCCUGGAAGCUUUGACCUUGCUUUGGCGCCACUCGCCGAUGAUUUGUCUCUCAAACGCUUUGACUUUGAGCGUAUUGGAAAAUGCAUUCUCUGCUAAUAUAAAAGGUCGAUUUGUCCUCAUCAUGUUGAAAGACUUGACAGAUAUCAUCGAGCCCGUCGAUGCACUGCGCGCAGAUGCUCCCAAUUUCUACAAAUUCUCUACUGAACAAGAGGUCCGGGAUUUCGCCUCUCAAGUAGAAUCAGACCCAUCCAUCCUCCGCAACGCUCGAUCCAUAUACUUUCGCCUGCCCAGGCCAUCUGACAAAAUAUUCGCAGAGGAGGACCGCGCAGAUGACACCGAUGAUGUUCUCUGGCAGGCCAUGGCCUUCCUGCAUACCGAUCCAUACCCUGAGUUCGGUUUUCUGGGUUUCCACGACAUGACGUUUCGCGCUGGAGCGGCAGAGAUGUUAUCCUAUACACUGAGGUCCAUUCACUCUCACAGCCUGGAACCUCAACAUGUCCGCCGACUUCUCUUCGCUCACUGUCACUUUGAAGAUUUUGAAGACCUGGAACGGCUCGUCGAAAUGUUUCCUCCUAAUGACGCGCUGCUGUUACUAGACGUUACUUGGGGCCAGUGUUUACCGAAGGUUCCCUCCCAGAGCAGGGUCAUAAACCAGUUGCAGAUCAACCUGCUCUCGAUUGAUAGGACGACUGAUGACGCAUAUAUCCUCAAGUGGCUUCAAUCUAUUCCUAAUUCUUUGUCACUGGAGCUCGUUAGGAUCAGAAGGGACACUCCUGGUAACGACCAUGACGAGCUCUGGCAGCAACUUAGGCCAUACACUAAUCUUGAAAGCAUAAGAUUUAGAUGACGUUGAAGACUUGUGAAUGCUAACUUCAAUCGCGAAAUCUCUCGCGAGCGUGUUUUCUAGUGAUGGCUGGUUCGAUUUUGUUGAACUUGGGACCUCGGGAUAGACCGUUGGUCUGUGUGUGAAGAAACGUGCAUCAACUUC